This is a messenger RNA of Thelazia callipaeda (thelaziosis nematode), 1059 nucleotides long. The record is from the annotation of a GenBank genome assembly. Lineage: Eukaryota; Metazoa; Nematoda; Chromadorea; Rhabditida; Thelaziidae.
AUGAAUAGCAAUUCGAAAGCGGUUUCUGUUGCUGCGUCUAUUUGCACCACUUCUGUCUCAGAUAUGCCUUCUGGACUUGUCAAUCAUUUGUACGAUAAUGGUGCUUUUUUUAUUUUUCUUAAUGUACCACAAAAUGUGGAAUUUGGGAUUGAUUAUAAGUCAUGGCGUGUAGGUCCAAAAUUUCUUGGAUUGAAAAUGGUUCCACCUGGUGUACAUUUCGUUUUCUUCAGUGUCAAAACUGCUCCACGCAUAGGUUUUUUUCAUGAUUUUAAAGAAAAAGAAGUUUUGGUACGCAAAUGGGACUCCUCCCGUGAAGAUAUGGUAGUUGAAUCAGUCCCUUCUAAUGAGGUGGAAAGAGUACGCUCAAAUUUGAAAUCAAUGGAUAAUGGUUUGGCGCCAUAUCCUUAUGAAACUUAUCGAAAAUGGUUUUCCUUAAGUAAUUAUAUUACAGGAAAAACGGUUGCAAGAUUGCGUCCAGAAAAUCAGUAUGGUCGUAUUACAGGUCAAGCAGAGUUGGUCACGAUGGAGACGGAAAUGAUGGAAAAGGAGAGUAUACAAGGAUAUCCCUCUUCGUGCGUUGAUCGUGAUCAUCCUACCAGAAUACGAUUUGUAGAUGAAUGCGGUCUUCCAAUCAUGAAUAUUAGACCUGGUUUUCAAAUUCGAUUUAGUGAAAUUUCUUUACAGUCUGAGAUUGACUCCAUAGAUACAAAGAAUUUCUCAGAUCAAACCUGGAAACUGCGAAGAAUCAUUAAUAUUCUUGAUGGAGAAUGGUGUGAAGUUCUUGGAGAACUGCAAUUUGCAUUCAUAUGUUUUUUAAUGGGGCAGGUAUAUGAAGGCUUCGAACAGUGGAAGCGUUUAAUAUGCUUGUUGUGCAGCUGCGUUGAGGAGAUUUUUGAGUGUAAGGAUUUAUAUAUGGCAUUGUUACCAGUUUUGCAUUUCGAGUUGAAAGAAUGUCCAGAGGAUUUUUUCAUUGACAUCGUUUCGCGAGAUAAUUUCUUGUCUACGACACUUUCCAGAUUGUUUAAAAGCAUAAAUGGUAAGUCAAAGAUGUGCUGGUGA